Molecule: messenger RNA, 1161 nt
Organism: Aspergillus calidoustus
Lineage: Eukaryota; Fungi; Ascomycota; Eurotiomycetes; Eurotiales; Aspergillaceae
Source: the annotation of a GenBank genome assembly
AUGGCGAGUCCUAGCUUAAAGCGAGGAGCUGGUCACCUAUCGACCCCAGCAGCCGACGCGAAAAAAUCGAAGGCCAAUGGUAGCAUAACCUCUUUCUUCGGUGCACCAAAAUCUAGCCCAACGGCCACCGCGACGACAAAGACAGCGGCCCCUGCCCGAGUUUCCUCAAGCUUCAACAAGCAGAAAUGGGUGGCUACAUUGACUGCCGAGCAGAAGGAGCUUCUCCAGCUUGAGAUUGACACUAUGGAUGAGAGUUGGCUUGCGCAUCUCAAGGAGGAAAUUGUCAAACCCGAGUUUCUGGCGUUGAAACGGUUCCUCCAGAAAGAGAAGCAGUCGGCUACGGUCUUCCCUCCUGAGGAGGAUAUAUAUUCUUGGUCUCGUCAUACUCCGCUACACAGCGUCAAGGUAGUCAUCAUCGGCCAGGACCCGUACCACAACUACAACCAGGCACACGGCCUAGCAUUCUCAGUUCGCCCACCGACCCCUGCGCCCCCGUCCCUCGUCAAUAUAUACCGUGGGAUCACAAAUGACUACCCAUCAUUUCAAAUUCCUCCAAACAAGGGCGGCCUAUUGACACCAUGGGCAGAACGUGGUGUGUUGCUUCUCAACACUUCGCUCACCGUCCGAGCACACCAGGCGGCGAGCCAUUCUAAUAAGGGCUGGGAGCGACUGACCCAGAAGGCAAUCGAUAUCGUAACACGUGUUCGGACCCGCGGGGUAGUUUUUAUGGCCUGGGGUGCACACGCUGGAAAGCGGGUUACGGGCAUCAAUUCCGACAAACACUGUAUCUUGCAAUCUGUUCACCCGAGUCCGCUAAGUGUUCAUAAAGGCUUUCUUCAAAACCAGCACUUCAAAAAGUGCAACGAGUGGCUGGCUGAGCGAUACGGUUCCGACGGAGUCAUUGACUGGAGUUUAACUGCUGCGAAAGAGAAGACAUUUACAGCGCCUCUAGCGGUGGUUCAGAGCUCGUCAGUGGUAGUAAAUAAAUCGACAGCCUCGCCUUCGCAGGAUGGGAACCGAACAGUGACCGAGUCGACAAAGGAGAUCUUGGUUGCAACGAAGGCAAACACAAGCACGCAAGACGAUGACGAGUUUGAUGAAGACCUCGAUGCACUGGAAGCGCUCGCCGCCGCCACCGAUGAAUCUUCAUCUAAAUCCUGA